GAACAGACUCAGCCCAAUCUCUUUCUUUAUUUGGGUCUUCUUCUCUGUUUUAAUUAACGCCUUCCUCAUCAUCAUCAUCAUCAUCAUCUUCUUCUUCUUCACACAGGGCGGGCGGCGAUGGUGAAGGCCUACCUCCGCUACGAGCCGGCGGCUACUUUUGGGGUCAUAGCAUCCCUAGAAUCAAACAUCGCCUACGAAAGCUCCGGGAAGCACCUGCUAGCGGCAGCACUAGAGAGCGUCGGCGUUUGGCACACACGCCAAGGCAUCUGCACCAAGUCCUUGGCUCCUUCCCCUUCCUCGUCUUCCAAAGGGCCCUCCCUUGCCGUCACCUCCAUUGCUGCUUCCCCUUCAUCUUUCAUUGCAAGCGGUUAUGCUGAUGGAAGCAUAAGAUUAUGGGAUCUUGAUAAAUUCUCGUGUGAAACCAACUUAAAUGGACACAAAGGGGCUGUGACUGCCCUUCGUUACAACAAAACUGGGUCUUUUAUUGCAUCAGGGAGCAAAGAUACUGAUAUCAUCUUGUGGGAUGUAGUUGCAGAGGCUGGAUUGUUUCGGCUUCGUGGCCAUCGCGACCAGGUUACAGAUGUUCUUUUCUUAGAUUCUGGGAAAAAGUUGGUAAGUUCUUCAAAGGACAAGUUCUUGAGAGUAUGGGACCUUGACACACAGCAUUGCAUGCAGAUUAUUGGUGGGCAUCAUACUGAAAUUUGGUCCAUAGAUGUUGACCCCGAAGAGAAAUAUAUGGUUACUGGAUCUGCAGAUCCAGAGCUACGGUUUUAUACAAUCGUGCAUGAUUCCACUGCUGAAAAAUCUGUAAAUAACACAGUUGAACCUGUCGACAAUGCUUCUACUGCUCGUAGUAAAUGGGAAGUCUUGAAGCCAUUUGGGGAAAUUCAAAGACAGAGCAAAGACAGGGUUGCUACUGUAAGGUUUAACCGGACAGGAAAUCUAUUGGCUUGUCAACAUGCUGGGAAGGCCGUAGAGAUAUUUCGUGUGCUAAAUGAAUCUGAAUCCAAACACAAGGCAAAAAGAAGAAUCAAAAGAAAGGCAAAGAAAACUUUGAAAGAAAAUGGGGACUCUGAUAAUGUUGGAAUCAGUCAAGAAGGACAGAAUCUCGUUAUUACAGCCCUUGAUGUUUUUAAGCUUUUACUGACUCUGCGAGCUGGGAAGAAAAUAUGCUCAAUUGCUUUUAGUCCAGUUGCUUCUAAGGGUUCACUGGCCACCUUGGCAUUGUCUUUAAACAAUAAUUCAUUAGAAUAUUAUGCAAUUGAUGAAAGUGGCACAUACACCAAAAGCAGUAGUAUUGAGCUCCAAGGGCAUCGUUCUGAUGUGAGAAGUGUUACUCUCAGUUCAGACAAUAGUCUUUUAAUGUCAACAAGUCACAGUCUGACUAAAAUAUGGAACACUAGUACUGGAUCUUGUGUACGCACCAUAGAAUCGGGAUAUGGAUUGUGUGGACUAAUUUUUCCUGGCAGCAAAUAUGCAGUUGUUGGUACUAAAGGAGGAACUUUAGAGAUCAUUGAUGUUAGGAGUGGUACUUGCAUUGAUGUGGUGGAAGCUCAUGGUGGUUCAGUUCAAUCAAUUGCUGCAACUCCAGAGGGAACUGGUUUUGUUACUGGGAGUGCUGAUCAUGACAUUAAAUUUUGGGAAUUACAGCUUACACAAAAGUCUGAUCAGGAUCCUAAGCACAUAACUGCAUCCCAUGUGAGGACUAAGAAGAUGGACGAUGAUGUUAUUGUUGUUGUUGUCAGCCCUGAUGGUAAAUACAUUGCAGCUGCACUUUUGGAUAGCACAAUCAAGGUGUAUUUCAUGGAUUCUCUCAAAUUUUUUCUUUCAUUGUAUGGACACAAGCUACCUGUUUUAUGUAUGGAUAUUUCAUCUGAUGGAGAUUUGCUAGUUAGUGGCUCUGCUGACAAGAAUUUGAAGAUAUGGGGUCUGGAUUUUGGGGACUGUCACAAGUCUAUUUUUGCUCAUGCUGACAGUGUCAUGGCUGUUAAAUUUGUGCACAAUACCCAUUACGUGUUUAGUGCGGGUAAAGAUCGUGUUGUGAAAUACUGGGAUGCUGACAAGUUUGAGUUGCUUUUAACACUUGAUGGUCACCAUGCUGAAAUAUGGUGCCUUGCUGUCAGCAACUGUGGAGAUUUUUUUGUAACAGGCUCCCAUGAUCGUUCCAUACGUCGUUGGGAUCGUACUGAAGAGCCUUUUUUCAUUGAGGAAGAGAAAGAAAAACGGCUAGAGGAGAUUUUUGAAUCUGACAUUGACAAUGCAAUAGAGAAUAGAUAUGCAGUGAAAGAAGAUGUGAUUCCGGAAGAAGGUGCCGUGGCAUUAGCAGGGAAGAGGACCCAAGAAACUCUCACCGCAACAGAUUCCAUUAUUGAAGCACUAGACAUUGCAGAAUUUGAAGCUAAGCGCAUUGCUGAACAUGAGGAAGAGAAAUCCAAAGGCAGAGUUGUUGAUUUUCGGCCAAAUAUCCUGAUGUUGGGGCUAUCUCCGUCUUCUUUCGUUCUUCGUGCCGUUUCAAAUGUCCACACAAAUGAUUUGGAGCAAACACUACUGGCACUACCAUUCUCUGAUGCCCUGAAGCUUUUGGCUUACUUGAGGGAUUGGGUUCAUUUACCUGAGAAGGUGGAGCUCGUCUGCAGGAUGACCACAGUGUUAUUACAACUGCAUCAUGACCAGCUUGUUUCAACUGUUACAGCUAGACCUCUACUUACCCUUCUAAAAGAUGUGAUCCCUCUAAAAGUCAAGGAGUGCAAAGAUACACUUGGCCUCAACCUAGCCGCAAUGGAUCAUCUCAAGCAAAUUAUGGCUUUGAAGUCGGAUGCACCUUUCAAAGACGCAAAAGCAAAAUUAUUAGAAAUACGCGCCCACAACACGAAACGCAUUGAGGCAAUGACAGACAGAAAGGAAGAGAGGAAGGCGAAGAAGAAGAAGAAACAGAAGAAAAUGGAUGGAGGGCAUGUUUGGAGCUGAUUACCAGUUGGGGGGAAGUAGAUGUCCUCGUGAAGGUUUUGUUUUUUUUUCGAGUUUAGUGAACUAGCAUUAUUUUCCUUGUGUAAAAUGCUUAAGCUAGACUUGUAUUUACACAAUGUAGUAGGGUCUUUGUGACAUAUGAAUCAAAUGUUGAUCCUGGCCAAAUCAUUAAUAUUUCUAAAUUUUUUUCAUUGAAGGGUUACACUAUAGAACAUAGGAUCCUCGUAAUCCAUAGAAAUACACUGGAAAAUUGUGA
Cuscuta campestris is the source of this 3223-nucleotide messenger RNA. The record is from the annotation of a GenBank genome assembly. NCBI's taxonomy places the organism in Eukaryota, Viridiplantae, Streptophyta, Magnoliopsida, Solanales, Convolvulaceae.